UUCAUAGCUUUGAGUGUAUUACACAUGUACAAGUAACGUUGAGAAUAUAUUCAAUUAUAUGGCAAUAUAAACGCAGUAAAAAUUAAAAAAAAAAACACUUUUCAUCAUCGACAUUACACGAAUAAUGUCUUUUGUAAUUAACAAGAACUUCCAAAAAUUAUUGACAAGUCUAUCAGCGUCGUUAUGGCUGUGGUUGCUAAUACUGGUGCUUUUCCCGGCGGCUUUAAAAAGCUAUAAAUUUUUAGGUGUUUUACAUUUCGCCUCUAAAUCUCAUUAUAUAGUAGGCUCGUCGUUAAUGAAAGCUCUAGCUGGUAAAGGUCAUGAAGUAACAGUUGUAACAUCGUUCACUGAGCAAAAACCAAUAAAAAAUUAUAGCGAAAUUCAUUUAAAGAACGUUUUGAAAAUAAUGGAUGAAAAAACCGACGAGUUGCUUGAAACAAAUAGAAAGUCCUUAUUAACCAAUAUUGUUAGUUUUCACCAAAUGGGCUUAAAGCUGACUGAUAUAGUGCUUAACGAUCCGAAUGUUCAAUUAUUGAUGACUUCUAAUCAAACAUUCGAUGCAGUAAUAUGCGAAGUAUUCUUGGGUGAAGCUCUAUACGGCUUAAGCGAACAUUUUAAAGCGCCAUUAAUUGGUUUGGGAACAUUCGGCGCCAUAUCCUGGAAUACCGAUAUGGUUGGAUCACCGUCACCGCCAUCUUACGUACCUUAUCCUCUGCUGCCAUUAACUGAUCACAUGUCUUUUUGGGAACGUUUGGGAAAUUUGGCUGUUAUCACUUUCGAACGUUUAUUUUUGGAUUUGUAUUAUCUGCCUCGUCAAAGUGAAUUGUAUAGAAAGUAUUUUCCGCACUUGGAGAAGUCAAUGCUGGAUAUACGCCGUAAUGCAGCUUUAGUGUUACUAAACACACAUUAUUCGUUAACAUUUACUCGUCCAUACGUACCAAACCAAAUCGAAGUGGGCGGAAUGCACAUCAAACCUUCGAGUCCACCUUAUCCAAAAGAUUUGGUAGACUUUAUUGGCAAUGCCUCAGAAGGCGUCAUCUAUUUCUCUAUGGGUUCGAAUAUCAAAAGUAAAAAAAUCCCGUUGGCUAAAAGGGAAGAAAUUUUGAGUGCUUUCCGUCAACUUAAACAAAAGGUGCUGUGGAAAUUUGAAGAUCCCUAUAUACCUAAUAAGCCGGACAAUGUUCUCAUACGUGACUGGUUUCCUCAAGAUUUUAUAUUAGCUCAACCACAAGUCAAAGCUUUCGUAACACAUGGCGGCCUUUUAAGUAUUCAAGAGACUGUCUCCCAUGGCAAACCAAUUGUGGCUUUACCCAUAUUUGGGGAUCAAUUUCUGAAUGCAGCUAUUUCUGAACGUGAGGGUUUCGGCAUUGUGUUAGACUAUAAAAACUUGACUGCGAUUCAAUUAAAAACAGCCAUUGAACGUGUGGUCAAUGAUAAGCAAUAUAAGGAAAAAGCUGGCAUUAUGUCUGUUCGUUUCAAAGACAGACCUGAGCAUCCGAUGGAAAAAGCUUUAUUUUGGGUGGAGUUCGUAGCGAAACACAAGGGAGCGCGAUUUUUACACUGUGCUGGAAUGAAUUUGAAUUUUAUUGAAUAUCAUAAUUUAGAUGCCAUAUUUGUACUGUAUAUUGUUUCCCCGCUUUUUGUUUUUCUUCAACUUUGGAUUAUUUAUAAAUUAAUUGUGUUUGGCCUUAAUUAUUGUUUGACAGGUAAAAUAUCAAAAAAACUAAAAAAAGAUAAAUUUAAGAAACGUUGAAGUCAUUAAGUAAUUGUUUG
Glossina fuscipes is the source of this 1773-nucleotide messenger RNA. Its product is annotated as UDP-glucosyltransferase 2-like. The coding region runs from base 125 to 1753 and encodes 542 amino acids. The record is from RefSeq and is a predicted model, not a curated record. NCBI's taxonomy places the organism in Eukaryota, Metazoa, Arthropoda, Insecta, Diptera, Glossinidae. The transcript is spliced from 3 exons. Gene Ontology annotation, molecular function: UDP-glycosyltransferase activity.